This is a messenger RNA of Hevea brasiliensis (rubber tree), 1508 nucleotides long. RefSeq lists its product as uncharacterized. Bases 66 to 1205 code for a protein of 379 amino acids. NCBI's taxonomy places the organism in Eukaryota, Viridiplantae, Streptophyta, Magnoliopsida, Malpighiales, Euphorbiaceae. The record is from RefSeq and is a predicted model, not a curated record. The transcript is spliced from 3 exons.
AUUACUUAAAGAAGCUGCAGCCAUUCAAACUUCACACCCAUCUGUUCUUGGUGCGAAAGUUGGUGAUGAGAUCAGCUAUGCCUAUGGCCUCUCUCAAACUCAUCAGGCUCUUCCUCUUUCAGCUGCUUCUUGCCAUUUUCUUGCUUUCUUCACCUGUGCUCUCUGAUGGUGCGAAAGAUAUUAUUCUUCAAGGCCUGAACAGUUUCAGGAAAUCUAUGGGCCUGCCAGCCUUGACCAUUAACGAAAAUGCAGCAUGCCUUGCUGACGUAUUUGCCGACCAGGUAUUAGAGGACAUACCAUGCUCUUCAAGCUCCCCUCAAUUGCAGAACUACCCUGACCUCCUAGCAUCCUGUGACAUUGAAGUUAAUCAAACUAGAGAAGGUGCAUUUAUGCCCGUUUGCGUGCCCAAUUUAGUUCCACAUCUUCUGCUUUCCAAUUAUACGCAUGCCUCGCAUUACGUCAAACGCUUGACUGACGCCAAGUUCACUGGUGCUGGACUUGCCACCGAGGACGACUGGAUGGUGCUCAUUUUGAGCACCAACACCCCCGGGGGUAACUUCGGCUCUGAGGUUGACGCCUUGAUUUCACAUGAUCCGAUGUCACGAGGAUCUGCAGGUGAUCAGCAACAAGAAGUAAAUGCAAGUGACGCAGUCGAUCUUUUCAAAUCACUCAACUAUCACAGGGCAUUUUUAGACCUUCCAACUUUCGUCGAGAACAAAGAAACAGGUUGCCUUGCAGGUGAACUGGCUCUGAAACUUGGCGACCAACCAUGUAAUGAGGCCAGCAGAUCCAACCCUCUUCAACUACAUCAGUUUCCUGAACUGUUAUCCAAGUGUAACAUUAACAUGAAAAACAAUAGAGACGGUGUUGCCUUGCCUGUUUGCGUGCCCCAUUUGGAUCCAACAACAGUUUUUACUAAUUACACACUCACCGACUACGCCAAGUGCAUAAAUGAUUCGAAUUUUGCUGAAGCUGGACUUGGCUCUAAAGGUGAUUGGAUGGUGGUUAUUUUGAGCACAAACACUGCUCAAAACGCCACAGAAGCUGGGGACUUUGCAUUAGCCAAUGUUUUGGUUUCGACCAUGAAAGAGCAGUUUGCAGGAGCCAACAGUUUGGUUUCCACGAUUGGUUUUGGUCAUAAUUGCUUGAUGUCUUUCAUGCUGAGGGUGCUUGUUUAUGGUGGAGCGGCUUUAGCCUGGGGGUAAUGCUUUGCAGGAGGCAUGAGGAGAAGACUCUGGAUCACCAAUUUGGUGAAUUUACACUAAAUUGGUAGUUGUGUUGUGUAAUCUCAAUUAUAGUAUGAAUUAAAGUGCUGCGUGACAGACUAUGUUUGAUAUAUGAAGCAGUUCAUAUGUAUAUUUGUGCGCACUUUUAUAUGUACUUCAACUACAUAUUUUGCAUUAUGUAUGUAGUUUGUUUGCAUUAUAUGUAGUUGUUUUUGUGUUGUGAUAUAUGUAGUUUCUACGUACAUCAAUAAUGAAUGGAAGUUCUCCGAAAAUUCAAAUGUA